GGACUGGGGCUCCUGUGGUCUGGUGUUGGUGGCGGUGACCUGUUGCCACCCUGCAGCCGCACACCCUCGAGCCAUGUCUUGGGUCGCUCUGCUCGGCCUCAUGGCCGUGCUACUGCUGUUGCUGUUGCUGCUGAGCCGCCGGCGCGCGCGGCGACCCGGCGAGCCUCCCUUGGACUUGGGCAACAUCCCCUGGCUGGGCCAUGCCUUGGAGUUUGGGAGAGAUGCUGCCAGCUUCCUCACCAGGAUGAAGGAGAAGCAUGGCGACAUAUUUACUGUGCUGGUGGGAGGCAGGUAUGUCACCGUUCUCCUGGACCCACACUCCUACGAUGCAGUGGUAUGGGAGUCGCGUACGCGGCUGGACUUCCACCCCUAUGCCAUCUUCCUCAUGGAGAGGAUUUUUGACCUGCAGCUUCCAAAUUUCAACCUCAGCGAGGAAAAGGCCAGGAUGAAGCCGCUGCUGAUGCACAGAGACCUGCAGGCGCUCACGGAAGCUAUGUACACCAACCUCCGCACGGUGCUGCUGGGGGACUCCACAGAAGCGGCCAGUGGCUGGCAUGCGACAGGCCUCCUCGAUCUCUCCUACAGCUCCCUCUUGAGAGCCGGAUACCUGACCCUGUAUGGAGUGGAGGCCUCGCCCCGCACCCCUGAGAGCCAAGCGCAGGAUCGUGUCCACUCAGCUGAUGUCUUUCACACUUUCCGCCAGCUGGAUCUACUGCUCCCCAAACUGGCCCGAGGCUCCUUGUCAGGGGGGGAUAAAGACCAUGCAUGCAGUGUCAAAGGCCGCCUGUGGAAGCUGCUGUCCCCAGCCCAGCUAGCCACCAGGGUUGACCGGAGCAGCUGGCUGCAGAGUUAUGUGAGGCAUUUGGAAGAGAUGGGGGUGUCGGAGGAAAUGCAGGCCCGGGCCCUGGUGCUGCAGCUCUGGGCCACACAGGGGAAUAUGGGUCCCGCGGCCUUCUGGCUCCUUCUCUACCUCCUCAAGAAUCCUGAGGCCCUUGAGGCGGUCCGUGAGGAGCUGAAGCGCAUUGUCUGGCAAGCGGAGCAGCCUGUUUCGGAGAUGAGCACCCUCCCACAGAAGGUUCUCGACAGCCUGCCUGUGCUAGACAGCGUGCUAAAUGAGACCCUCCGGCUCACGGCUGCCCCCUUCAUCACUCGCGAGGUCAUGGCAGACCUGGCCUUGCCUAUGGCAGAUGGGAGGGAAUUCUCUCUUCGACGCGGUGACCGCCUCCUUCUCUUUCCUUUCCUGAGUCCCCAAAAGGACCCGGAAAUCUACACGGAGCCUGAGGUAUUUAAAUACAACCGAUUCUUGAACCCCGACGGGUCGGAGAAGAAAGAUUUUUACAAAGAUGGGAAACGACUGAAGAAUUACAACAUGCCGUGGGGAGCAGGGCACAAUCAGUGCCUGGGGAAGAACUAUGCCAUCAACAGCAUCAAACAAUUUGUGGUUCUCCUGCUGACUCACUUUGACCUGGAGCUGGGCAGCGAGGACACAGAGGUCCCUGAGUUUGACCUCAGCAGAUACGGCUUUGGCCUGAUGCAGCCAGAAGAGGACGUGCCCAUUCGUUACCGUAUCAGGCUGUGACCUGUGCAGCAGACACCUCACUCCCCUGGGGCCUCCUGACUUCCCGUGCCUUCGUCAUUGCCCCCCUGUUGCUCUCCUAGAAUGAUGUGUCCAGAGGAGGGGCCAUAGAAGUCAUAGAAAGCAGGAAAAGCCAAUGAAAACUCUACAUCCCUCUGUGAAGACUUGCUUCCAAACCCCCUGUCCUGUGGUACCCACAGUCCCCAACACCAUGUCCCUGACUCCCAGCAGUCACCCUCCUUACCUUCAUCAGCCGUUGUAGUCCAGGCCUUGGCCAGCAUGGCAGAAAUGGGUCCUGGGAGGAUCCAUGAAGAUUUGUCAAUGUGUUUUAAGUUCUGUCCCUAGAUUAUUAAAGAGACAUGGCCCUCCCUCUAUUCACAUGGAUGCCUGGGAAGAUGCAGGCUGUACUCUGAGGGAUAAGGUCCUCUGUCCUUGAGUCACAGGAAGUAGGUAGCAGGGCUUUCCUUCUGCUAAGACUGGGGUGGAGUGUGACCUGGAGAGACCUGGCCCUGUGAGGUGUUUGGAGAGCCAGUCUAAGGACUAUCCCUGCACCUCAACGUACAAGCCCCAGCUACGAUGUGCACAAGCCGGCAUAACGGCUUUGGCCAGCUUGCACUUUAAAUAUCAACACAGCGAGGCAUGGGGGCUGUGAGGCAGAGACAGGCACGCAGAUCUGAGUUCCAGGAUAGCCAGGGCUGCACAUGCCCUGGCCACACUGGGCCACGGUCCCAAGAGUAGCUCUGCCAGGGAUCCCCAGCGCUCCCCUUCCUAGGGCAAGGUUUUGGCCGAGUCAGCAUCAACACCCAUAGUUCCUUCUGGUUCUGAAAGCACUGGAGUCUGAACCCCUGUUCUGGCUCUUGGGGGCACAGGUGGAUGCAGUGACAGGAACCAGCUAGCUUGUCCUCAGGCCACGCUGCACACCCUACUCUGAGCGCCCCAGCCUUUGUAUGAAGUCUGGUGCAAACUCACCUUUGUCUAUUUUAGGAGCAAGGGAGCAAGGGCUAUGGCUCGCAAACCUCCCUGUAACUGCCGACAUGCUCACUCACUGUUAGGUCUUGUUUCUCAAGUGUCUUUUUUUUUUUUUGGAAACAGGGUUUCUCUGUGUAGUCUUGACUGUCCUGUAACUCACUGUGUAGACCAGGCUUGUCUUGGACUCCCAAGAUCCGCCUGCCUCUGCCUCCCGAGUGCUGGGAUAAAAAUGUGUGCCACGGCACCCUGCAUCCUAAGUGCCUUUAGUGCUGAAACAGGCACAGCAGACCUGUAUUUUCAUUCCUCACAGCAUCGUGGAGAAGAUAGGGUGUUAUGCCAGCUUUCCAGAUGAGAGAGCCAGCUCAGAGAGGUUAAGUGACUUCCCUGGGGUCACACAACUCUUGCCAGUAGAGCUCAGACUAUGCACCUCCCCUAGAAGCAGAUGUCAGGUGAGCAGUGUGUGCUUCAUUCCUAGGGCUCUAGGGGUGGCAGUGGGACACUUCUGUUUGGCAUUGGAGAGCUGACAGCCGGAAACACCCAAGCGUGGUGCAGUUUAUGAGACACAGGCACAUCUGUGAUGCGGUCCUUUUAGGUGGAAAGACAGAAAAAGCCCUGCGCCUGUGUGGUCCAGGGUUCACCUCUUGGAGCUUCCCUGGCCCUGGGUCUCCAGGCACCCUCAGGAUUCCCGGAUAGACAGUGUGAUUGGCAGGAGUCUGGGCAUCCCCAGGGAAACCCAUCUUCAUGCUUGGGUGACCCCCCACUGCUGCCUGCUUCUUAUCUUUGCAGGAAAUCAGAGCUGGCAAGCCUCCUGUGGGAGGAUGAGCCAGUUUCCAUGGCAACCCCCAGUUGCCUCCUCACGGCUGGAAGGGGAGGAAGAAAGUGGCAGAAAUAGCUGCUGAAGGUCUCACAGGCUUCAGUUCUGGUGUGCUAGAGGGAAGCCCUUCAGAGCCCCAUCCUAAUUGAAUCCGGCUGGACUGGUCCCAAGAUGCUCACCUGGCUCAGCGAAGGGCUAGUUCCCUUUCAAGGUGGUGUCUCCUCAGCCACAAUCAUGAGGGAAGUCAAGUAUGAGGAAGAUGGUUAAGGCCAGGCAGCUCUGGCGGGGACCUGAGGUGCUGAAGCAGCACCCAGAGGACUCAUGCCUGCCCUCAUUUCAUUUCCUCCCCCUUUCCAUUUCUUCCCUUCUUUAAAUUCUGGGAAUUUAGCUCAGUUGGCAGAGUGGUUGACUUGCACACACAAAGUCAUCUCCAGUUCUGCAUAAACUGGGUUAUGGUGAGGCACGCCUGUAAUCCCAGCAAGGUGAAGGCAGGAGGAUCAGGGGUUCAAAAGCCAUACUUGGCUACACAGUGAGUUUGAAGUCAGCUUGGGCAACACAAGAUUGUCUGAAGGAAGGAGGAGUCAGCAGCUUAGAGAGGAGAGACGCAUUAGCCACCUGCGUGGGCAGGCCCUCUGCUCUCCACUCCUGGCUGUGGGCUGGGUGGCAGGAUGUGUGCUGGUGUCUUCAGGUCGAUCUGUGGCGCAUUUCCUGGGCCACCUCAUUGUGUGUCUGCUGCUAUGUGCUGGACAUCAAACCUUCUCCUUUAAGCAGAUUCGCUUGUUUGCCCUAUGCUGCCAGGAGUGAGCCGGUAUCAAGUGUACCCCACAGAUCUGUCAAGAAUAAACUGGCCCUGGACAGUGGAGGUCAAGACUCUGGGCCCCAGAGCCUGUGUGCCGGGGUUAGAUGAGCCAGCGUGCUGGCUGUCUGAGGCCUAUCUCAUGUCUCUCCUCAAGUUUCUCAUUGGCGGACCCACUGUGGGUAAGGGGUCCAAAAGAGGGGUGAAGGGCUCAUGGCAGGGGCUGGGGGCCCAGUCUCCGGAUAGAGAAGCCUACAAUGAGCUCUCUCCUGGGCUUUGGUUUUGAUGCUUUUGUUGUUUUUAAUAAAUACAGCGUCACGGUGUAUUUUGUGAGCGUCACGGUGGUGACGCCUUGCCGUUUCAACACAGCGCUCAAGCUUCCUGUCAUACCGUCAGAUGGACGCGCGCCUAUUAAAGUGGCCUU
This is a messenger RNA of Microtus oregoni (creeping vole), 4579 nucleotides long. RefSeq names its product prostaglandin I2 synthase (gene Ptgis). The coding region runs from base 74 to 1579 and encodes 501 amino acids. Gene Ontology annotation, molecular function: iron ion binding; heme binding; monooxygenase activity. The record is from RefSeq and is a predicted model, not a curated record. The transcript has 10 exons. NCBI's taxonomy places the organism in Eukaryota, Metazoa, Chordata, Mammalia, Rodentia, Cricetidae. Gene Ontology annotation, biological process: prostaglandin biosynthetic process.